AUGCAGCGGCACAGGGGCCGCCCGCCUUGCGACCGGCACCGCCCUCGCCCCGGCCCCAUCCCCUCGGCAAGGAAUGCACAGCGGAGGCUCAAGCACGACAAGCCCAGCCGGAAGGGAAACCGCACAGGGCAGCGGGUGGCACGGGAGGCGGGCGGGCAUCGGCGGGAGGGCUGGCAGGAGCGAGGCCGCGCUCCCCGCCCUCCCGCCGGCGCUCCCUGCCGUGUGCCGGGGGGGGCAGCGCUGCGGGUCCUGGCCGUCCUGGGCUCUCGUGGUUCACCCCGUGGGUGCUGCCUGGGACAGUUCCUUUCAGAGCAACUCCCCCAGCAGUGCCUGCACUGGUUCCUCACUCUGCCCUGGUGCCUUGCAGGGAAAGAUGCCCCAAAAGGGCCUCUGCUCUUUGAUGAUCUGCCACCCUCCAGCAGUGCUGACUCAGGAAAAGAAGGCUCUUUGCUCUUUGAUGGUCUCCCACCAGCCAGCAGUGGUGACCCAGCCUCCAGUGCUACUAAGCAAGUCUCAUCAGCAGAGAGCCAAGAGAAAGGACAGAAGAGAAAGUCCUUGGAGGAGGAGGAAGAGAAGAAUGGCAGGGAAGAACUUGUGGAAAAGAAAGUUUGUAAAGGAUCAGUGGGCAUUCUUGGCCUGAAGGGUUAUGUGGCAGAGAGGAAAGGUGAGAGAGAAGACAUGCAGGAUGCACACGUCAUCUUGAACGACAUCACCGAGGAGUGCCGGCCUCUGCCCUCCCAAAUCACACGUGUCUCAUACUUCGCUGUUUUUGAUGGCCACGGGGGAGUCCGAGCCUCCAAAUUUGCAGCACAGAAUCUGCACCAAAACCUGAUAAAGAAAUUUCCUAAAGGUGAGGUAGCCAGUGUGGAAAAAACUGUGAAGAGAUGCCUUUUGGACACCUUCAAACACACAGAUGAGGAGUUCCUAAAGCAGGCAUCCAGCCAGAAGCCAGCGUGGAAGGAUGGCUCCACAGCUACUUGUGUCUUAGCUGUUGACAAUAUUCUCUACAUAGCCAACCUCGGGGACAGCCGGGCCAUUCUGUGUCGUUACAAUGAGGAGAGUCAGAAGCACACAGCCCUGAGCCUCAGCAAGGAGCACAACCCCACCCAGUACGAGGAGAGGAUGCGGAUACAGAAAGCUGGGGGAAACGUCAGGGACGGGAGAGUCCUGGGAGUGCUGGAGGUUUCCCGCUCCAUUGGGGAUGGCCAGUACAAGCGCUGUGGUGUGAUCUCUGUGCCAGAUAUCAAACGCUGCCAGCUCACACACAAUGACAGGUUCAUUCUGAUAGCAUGUGAUGGCCUCUUCAAAGUCUUUACACCAGAAGAAGCUGUGAACUUCAUUGUGUCCUGCCUGGAGGACAAGACCAUGCAGAUGAGGGAGGGGAAGCUGGAGGCGGACGCGCGCUACGAGGCGGCGUGUAACCGGCUGGCCAGCAAGGCCGUGCAGCGCGGCUCGGCCGACAAUGUCACCGUCAUGCUGGUGCGCGUGGGGCGCUGAGCGGCCGCGGCGGGCACGCCGUGUGUGGGCUCUGCAGUGUAAAUAAAGAUGGGCUUUUUCUAACAGGUUAGCUC
This is a messenger RNA of Passer montanus (Eurasian tree sparrow), 1571 nucleotides long. It is a transcript of the gene ILKAP, whose product is annotated as ILK associated serine/threonine phosphatase. Lineage: Eukaryota; Metazoa; Chordata; Aves; Passeriformes; Passeridae. The record is from RefSeq and is a predicted model, not a curated record. Bases 1 to 1497 code for a protein of 498 amino acids. Gene Ontology annotation, biological process: protein dephosphorylation. The transcript has 12 exons. Gene Ontology annotation, molecular function: cation binding; protein serine/threonine phosphatase activity.